Molecule: messenger RNA, 618 nt
Organism: Scedosporium apiospermum
Lineage: Eukaryota; Fungi; Ascomycota; Sordariomycetes; Microascales; Microascaceae
Exons: 3
Coding region: 1-618 (205 amino acids)
Biological process (GO): tRNA wobble uridine modification
Cellular component (GO): elongator holoenzyme complex
Source: RefSeq, a predicted model, not a curated record
AUGUCCACACGAAUCCCCCAUCUCCUCGAGCCAUACCUCCCUCUACCCGCCUCCUCUCUAACUCUCCUCACAUCCGUCCUUGGUGCUACGACGAAUUGGCUCCUCCUCCGGUACCUUGCGCAGCACCUCGCUCGUCCGGCGAGGGGCUCCGACGACGAAGACCACGAUGAAGAUGAGGUCGGUGGGAAGAGAAGAGGAGGCGACAAGGCGAUUGUUUUUGUUAGUUUUAUGAGGGAUUAUGCGUUUUGGAAAGAGGGAGCGGCGAGGUUGAAUACCAGCGUUCAGAUAGCAGACCUAAUCCUUUCUCUACGCGAGAAAGUUCACGCUUCCGUCCUCACACUGGCGGCCGACGAACCGCUGAUACACUCCCAGACUACGACCCUCGAACGCUCACAUGCUUCCCUUGCCCUCGCUACUGCGCAUGAAGCUCGUGUCGUGCUCUCCGUGCGGCGGUUAGAUACUGGUACUGCGACUGAUGUGAGCGGUGUGCUGAGAAUUACGAGGGGUGGUGCGUAUGAAGACGGUGAAGCGGAAGAGGGAGAGGAGGUGGAGGCGCAUGAGUACCUGUACUUCGUCGCCCAGGAUGGAGGUGUUAAGAUAUUCGAGAGGGGCCAGUAA